AUGUCAUCAAUAGAAGCUGAUAUAGAAAAAAACAAAUCUGAAGGUCAAGUUGAAUAUGCUUCAUCAUCAGAAGAUCAUCCAGAAACUACUGAAAUCUCAGAAGAACAUAAACAAUAUUUAAUUGCAAAACAUGGUACAUACGAAUUAGCUCCUUUACCAUCCAUGGAUGAUAAUGAUCCAUUAAAUUGGUCAAAUGGUUUUAAAUGGUUACAAUUGGGAAUGGUCGCUUUCCAUGCAUUUAUGGCUACUUUCAUUGCUUCAGGUUUGGUUCCUGUUGUUGGUUUAUAUUCAGAAGUUUUUGGUAUGCCAACUGCUGAUAUUACAUAUUUAGUUUCUGUUCAAAUUAUCUUGGUUGGGGUUUGUCCAUUGUUUUGGACCCCAUUGAUUGUUAGAUAUGGUCAAAGAUUAUUAUUAAUUAUUUCAGCUUUUGGUACUAUGUGUUUUUCAUUAGGUUCAGUUUUUAGUAAUAAUUAUGGUUCAAUGAUGGCAAUGAGAUGUUUGCAAGCUAUUAUGAUUUCUCCAUCUUUAGCUGCUGGUGGUUUAGUUGUUAAUGAUACUACUUUUGCUCAUCAAAGAGGUUCUCGUUCAGGGGUUUGGGCUAUUGCUAUUAAUUUAGGUACUAUGGCUGGUGCUUUAUUUAUGGGUUUUGUUGCUGAACAUCAAGAUGUAAAAUAUAUUCAUGUUGUUUUCACUUGUAUUAAUGCUGCUCAAGUUUUAGCUUACUUCUUCUUUGGUAAAGAAACAGCUUGGAAUUAUCAAGAUACUUCAAGAAACGUUACAAACGGAAUGAAACAAUUAAGAUUUAAAGCUAUUUUCCCAGAAAGAACAAUUACUUUAAAGGGAAUUUUUUAUCCAUUAACUUUUUUUGCUAACUGGAGAGUUUUUGUUGCUACUUUUGCUUACACUACCUUAUUUGUUUAUGAUAAUAUUGCAUUAAAUGUUGAAAUUCCAGAAGUUAUGUAUGCUAAAUUUCAAUUAGGUCCACAAGCUUUGGGUUUACAAUUCGUUUCUUUCAUCAUUGGUGCUGUCAUUGGUGAAGUAGGUGGUUUCUUAUCAGAUAAAAUUGUUGCUUGGGGUCAAAAGAAAGGAAGAGGUCCAUCUUUUAGAUUAUGGGUUACUUAUCCAGGUUUUGCUGCUUCAGUUGCUGGUUUAGUUGUCUUCGGUGUUGAGAUUGAUAGAGCUAAUACUUGGAACAUAAAGCCAUUAAUAGGGUGCGCUUUGGCAAGUUUUGGAUUGCAAAUAGUUACUUCCCCUUUCAUCGCAUAUUGCAUAGAUAUGGACCAUUCACAAGCAGGUGCCAUUAUUUUAUUUAUUACAGUUUUUAGACAAACCUUAUCAUUUGUUGGACCUUUUUACUUCCCAAUUAUGUUCCAAAACUUAGGAUUUACAGUUGCUUAUGCAGUGUUUGCUGGUUUGAUUGUUGGUUUAGGUUUGAUCCCAGCUUUGUUCUUACAUAUCAAAGAAGCCAAAAAUGGUAGAUAA
Molecule: messenger RNA, 1482 nt
Organism: Lodderomyces jiufengensis
Lineage: Eukaryota; Fungi; Ascomycota; Pichiomycetes; Serinales; Debaryomycetaceae
Exons: 1
Coding region: 1-1482 (493 amino acids)
Biological process (GO): transmembrane transport
Molecular function (GO): transmembrane transporter activity
Source: RefSeq, a predicted model, not a curated record